Durio zibethinus is the source of this 2166-nucleotide messenger RNA. Lineage: Eukaryota; Viridiplantae; Streptophyta; Magnoliopsida; Malvales; Malvaceae. The record is from RefSeq and is a predicted model, not a curated record.
CAAGUGGUUUUGCGUUAAUUAAGUGAUGGCCUGUUUGUCUGCUGGUAUUGUUAUUUUUCAGUUGGCGCCAAACGAAAUGGAAGGAUGGGCAAAUAAAGUCUAUCCACUUCUUGCACUUGCGGAAUGGCUCAGCUUACUUCUUAGCUCACCAGCUUUGUCGUCUCUUCUCUUCUCUUCUCUUCUCUUCUCUCUCUGUCGGUUGCUUCUUUCCUUUUCACCAAAAACUUUCUCUGCAACACACUCUUCUCAGACCCUCUAAAAUCUUCCUUCUCUCUUUACUCUUUCCCUAAAAUCUAAAUACACAGUGGAAACAGUGACUUGAAAACAAAUUGAAAAGAAAUGGUAAGAAGCGACUUGUUUCAUUAGGAUGCAGGGAGGUAUUACGUCACUGGAAAACCCCAAAGUUGAUUCAUUUCUUCAUAUUUUAACACCAAAAAAUGAAUAUUCUUUGAGGUUACUUGAGUUUUCAUGGACCCUUUGUUUUGUUCACUCUUCUCUUCAGUAGUUGAUCCAUGGUAAACCCUCAAAAUUAGAAAACAAGAGUAAUAUUUGAAAGAAAAUCUUUUACCGGCAUCCCAAAAUUUUGUUUUGGACGCCUUUGAAUUCUGUCUGUAGUUCUUAGUUGAACAAUUGUUUAGUGACAUCUAUCGAGAAGGAUUUAUUUCGUAGUAUUAACAAUGAUAUAAUUAUGUAUUCUUUUUCAAGAUAUUAAAACUCAUUGGGUACAAUUGUAAUAAUAUAAUAUAUGUUUCAAUUUUUUGUUUACAAUUUAUAUAUAGGUGUGUGUGUGUGUGUAUAUAUAUAUAUAUAUAUUAAAAACAAUUCUUAGAUCUGUCCUCGCUGCUUCUCUUCUGGCAUUUCAUUUGUCCCAAGGGAUUGAGUAUGAGUUCAGUGGCUAGUGGCAGAAAAUGUGUACUGUGAAAUAUGAAGCACACGCCAAUUUUUAUUCGCAAUCAAAGCCAACUUGCCCACAAAAUUUCUGCCAUAUAACUUAAACCUUUGUCUCCUAUAGAUAUUUAAAUUCUGACACCAAAAUUUCUACUGUAAGCAGCUUUCCGCAAUUUAGAUCUGUUACUGUUUUAUUACAGUUUAUUUAUUUAUUCAAUCAAAUGAAAUAAACUGCAAUUUGUUUGUUGUUCUUUAUUCAAAGCCUUUUUGGCAUCUCCUUGCUGUUCAAGAAAUUAGUUUCUUUAAAGCUAACAUGAAGUUCAUGGGUUACGGAGAAACAAAAAGUUCAACAGGCUAUGGCAGGCCUCCAUGGAUAUUCAAAGUGCCUUGUAUCAGCUCCAUCUUGUGAAAGCUGAAACUGCUAGAGCAUUCAUUCCAAGGGAGUUCCGCUUAGUUGAAGCUUUUGGAUACACACUUGGCGGUUUUUUCCUUGCCAAUUAUGAUGACAGCCCGGCCGGGGUCUUUGAUGAGCUUGUGGUGAUUGCAGGAAUUGUGUGGAAUCCCCCAUCAUCUUGCGCAUGGGCAGCCAGGGUUCUUGUGAACAGUGAAGAAGCUUGUCACCAUGGACGAAAGAACGUAGGGCUUCCAAGUCAGGUAGCCAGAUUUUCAAAGAGAAUUACACCAGUUCCUAGACAAACAAAGGGUAAAUUUGGUGGCUUUCUAAACAGGAUUGGUGUUGGGACCACUAACCGCCUCUCAAAAGAUUGCAUGGAUGUUCAGGUGACAGAAGUUGUGGGAACGGCUUCAUCAGAUAUCUGUAAUAUCAAACUUAUAACUGAUGUGCCUAAGCCGAAAUUCAACAAAUGGAUGGGCCCGUUGAUCACAAUGUCACUUCCAAGCUUUAGUGGCCAAACAGAGUAUAAUCCCAACCUUUUGAAGUAUUCUUGCCGCAUUGCCUGCAGAGUGCGAGCGGUGCGGCCAGCUAAGGUAUCAGGACCAUCACCUUCAAAGGACAGAAACAGUGAUUUCAAAACUACAGAUUUUACAGCUGAGGAACUCGUAGAUAAAGGAAGAAACCUCAGCAUAUCGAUUAUGUUAUCAAAACCUAUUCUAGCUUUGGAAUUUAAUUGCUUGGAAAUGCAAGUUGAAGAUCCCACAAUACUACCCAACAACUCUACAUGCUCUUUACGACCUGCUUGAGCAUCUUGCUCCUCCUUGUUGUUUUGACAUGAAUAAUAUAAAAUUCUUUCCUCCAUUCUUUUUUUUUUUUUUCUUUUU